AUGCCGAUGGUGCUCACCCUGCUCGUCUCCCUCUAUAAACUGUGCCGGUUCUUCGCCAUGUCGGGUGCGGAACGGCUGGAGGUGCCGGAGUGCGUGAACCAGGCUGCUGCCAGCUCCAGGGACCACCUGGAGUUAUCCCCUGGGGUGAACACGGAUGUACGGGCAGCCCUGGACCGCAUCCUGCCCGCCCUGCACCACGCCAUCGCCCAUGCCAAGCAGGCAGCCAGCCCCACGGAGCUGAGCAGGGCCAUUGCAGAGGUGUUCCAGCUGGUGGAGGAAGCGUGGGGGAUGCCCACGCUGGGGAGGGACGUGGCCAAAGUGCUGUGUGAUGUGAUCCGCCUGGAAGGGGGCCUGGACCUGCUGCUGAACCUGCUGUCCAUCCUGGUGGCAGAAAAUAGGGACCGGAUCGCUCGGAUCGGUUUGGGAGUGAUUCUGAACUUAGCCAAGGAGCGGGAUGUUCCCCAGCUGGCACAGAGUGUCUCUGGUAUCCUGGAGCACAUGUUCAAACACACCGAGGAGACCUGUUUCCAGCUCAUUUCAGAUGGAGGCCUGGAUGCUAUCCUCUACUGGUGCCGCUGGACGGACCCCAUCGUGCUGCGGCACUGUGCCAUGGCCUUGGCCAACUGUGCCAUGUAUGGAGGACAGGCCAACCAGCGCCUCAUGAUCGAGAAGAGGACAGCAGAGUGGCUUUUCCCCCUGGUGUUCUCCAGAGACGAUGAACUGAUCCGCCUGCACGCGUGCCUGGCCAUCGCGGUGCUGGCCACCAACAAGGAAGUUGAGAGGGAGGUGGAGCGCUCGGGGACGUUGGCUCUGGUGGAGCCGUUCAUCGCCUCGCUGGAUCCGGAGCAGUUUGCCUCUGAGAUGCUGGGCAGCAGUGACAACAGCCAGGGGAGGACAGCAGAUGACCUGCAGAGGCUGGUACCUUUGCUGGACAGCUCGAGGUUGGAAGCACAGUGCAUCGCUGCCUUCUACCUCUGCAUGGAGGCUGCCAUCAAAACCAGGCAGAAGAAAACAAAGAUCUUCAGUGAGAUUGGGGCUACUCAGAGCCUGAAGAGGAUAGUGUGCUACUCCACCAGCAGUACCACCUCCUCCCUGGCCAAGAAGGUGCUGCGUAUGAUAGGGGAGGAGGUUCCUCGGCGCAUCCUGCCCACAGUUCCCAACUGGAAGCCCUGUGAGGUGCAGACGUGGCUGCAGCAGAUCGGAUUCAACAGUUACUGCCAGAGGUUCCUGGACCACCAGGUGGAUGGGGACAUUCUCCUGAGGUUGACGGAGCAGGAGCUGCAGGAGGAUUUGGGGAUGGACUCAAGCAUCACUCGGAAAAGGUUUUUCCGGGAGCUGAGAGAGCUGAAGACCUUUGCAAACUAUUCCACAUGUGACCACAGCAACCUGGCUGACUGGCUGGGCAGCAUCGACCCCAGGUUCCGUCAGUACACGUACAACCUGCUCACGUGCGGCAUCAACCGCAACUUCCUGCACCGGGUGACGGAGCAGCAGCUGCAGGAGGACUGUCACAUCAACACCGGCUUCCACCGCGUCCGCAUCCUCACUGCUGCAAGGGAAAUGCUUCACUCCCCUAUAACGCUGCAAACGGCAUCCAAUGGCACUGAUGUAUUCAUCAGCUACAGGAGGAGCACUGGGUCGCAGCUGGCCAGCCUGCUGAAGGUCCAUCUGCAGCUGCACGGCUUCAGCGUGUUCAUCGAUGUGGAGAAGCUGGAGGCAGGGAAGUUUGAGGACAAACUGACCCAGAGUGUCAUGAGUGCCCGCAAUUUUGUGCUGGUCCUCUCACCCAAUGCACUGGAUAAAUGCAUGGGAGACUCUGAGUGCAAGGACUGGGUGCACAAGGAGAUUGUGACAGCCCUGAACUAUGGAAAGAACAUUGUACCUGUGACAGACCAUUUUGAGUGGCCAGAUCCAGAAACACUUCCCAAGGACAUGAGGGCUGUCCUGAAAUUUAAUGGUAUCAAGUGGUCCCACGAGUACCAGGAGGCCACAAUCGACAAAAUCAUCCGCUUCCUCCAGGGACGUUCUUCCAGGGACUCCUCGGCUGGGUCGGAGAACGGCCUGGACUGCUUGUCCUCCUUGGGGCAGGCCUAG
Messenger RNA from Nestor notabilis (Kea), 2094 nucleotides. It is a transcript of the gene SARM1, whose product is annotated as sterile alpha and TIR motif containing 1. Lineage: Eukaryota; Metazoa; Chordata; Aves; Psittaciformes; Psittacidae. Gene Ontology annotation, biological process: response to axon injury; signal transduction; negative regulation of MyD88-independent toll-like receptor signaling pathway. The record is from RefSeq and is a predicted model, not a curated record. Gene Ontology annotation, cellular component: dendrite. Gene Ontology annotation, molecular function: signaling adaptor activity; protein binding; NAD+ nucleosidase activity.